Messenger RNA from Sporisorium graminicola, 435 nucleotides. RefSeq lists its product as uncharacterized. The record is from RefSeq and is a predicted model, not a curated record. The coding region runs from base 1 to 435 and encodes 144 amino acids. The transcript has 2 exons. Lineage: Eukaryota; Fungi; Basidiomycota; Ustilaginomycetes; Ustilaginales; Ustilaginaceae.
AUGCAGUUCACCAAGUCGACCAUCGCCUUCCAGGCCCUCAUCCUCGCCGUCCUCGCUGUCGCCGUCCAAGUUCAGGCCCAGAGCAGCAUCUCUAGCAGCAUUGCCAGUGCCGCCGCGAGCGCCACCUCGCGUGCCAGCAGUGCCAGCAGUGCCGCCAGUGCUAGCGCCAGUGCUUCAAGCAUCGCCAGCAGUGCCUCCUCGAGUGCCAGCAGCGCACUCAGCCGCGCCUCUAGCAGCGCAUCCAGUGCUCUCAGCAGUGCCGCCUCGAGCGUCAGCAGCGCUGCCAGCAAGGCUGCCAGCAGUGUUGCUUCCAGCGCCUCGUCCGGGCCCGGCAACGCUGCCGCGGGUCAGACCAUGAACCUGCCCCUCAACGCCCUUGCUGCGACUUUCACCGUGCUGUUCGUUUCGGCGGUUGCUGGCACGCUCAUUCUCUGA